Penicillium angulare is the source of this 1764-nucleotide messenger RNA. RefSeq lists its product as uncharacterized. The record is from RefSeq and is a predicted model, not a curated record. The transcript has a single exon. The coding region runs from base 1 to 1764 and encodes 587 amino acids. Lineage: Eukaryota; Fungi; Ascomycota; Eurotiomycetes; Eurotiales; Aspergillaceae.
AUGAUGCCGCCACGAGCUGUCAUCGGUCGAAUACCGAAUCAGAUUCGACCGGUGCGUAAUCUGCCGGCCAGCAGCCCAUAUGUCGUCCACCUUCGGCCCUUUACGCACCGCACACGUCUUCUUCUUUCUCCUCCACCAGGCCGGCCUCAACUGCCAUUCCUGUCACCAUUAGCACCAUCCCGGCCUCUUCCCCCAUUAUCCAAUCACCUGCGCCAGCAUUUUGGACGAUUAAUAUCUACCGAAAGUCGAGAAGGCUACAAACGCCGCGUAUCUCGUGGCGUCAAGCUUGGCCUCUCCUUUAGCGCCAUCCUCGUGUUCUUCUCCAUGAUUCAGUUGGGUGUCUACCAAGAGGAUAUCGAGCACCAAUGGCCCACUCCUCCCGAAUGGACCUGGAAAAGUCGUUGGUGUUUGCGCUCCGCACAGGCACUGCAAAACCCCGAGUACAUUGGCAAAUUAAUGACCAAUUGGCCUAUGGUUGCCGGGUACAUGGAGGAAUUACUAGAGCGACUAGAGAACGUUGAAGGAGAAGGCAAGGGUAUUAUGGAACAAGACGAUGGCGGCUUUCUUGUUGAAGGGCUUGGACGUACAGGCCUGGAUAUCUCAGCAAAGAGUGAACCCUGGCGACGUGGUUACUUCCAGGCUCUUAUGGGAGCUGCCAAAGCAGCCGAAAACCUUGAUGGAUGGUUGACUGAUCGAAAACAGAAGAUCUCUGCCCCUGCGGAGUAUGUCGUUGGGCCAUCAAACCCUAGACCCAAGCCCAUGCCUGCUAAGCAAACAAAAGUCCCUCGAGAAGAAGACUGUGAGCUUGCGUCACCAGCCCCAGAGACAUUCUACAUGAAAGUUAUUACGACAAAGGGAUUUGAUACGCGACAAAAGCUUGAUGCUGCUCUUGCAUAUGCCGACUGGCUUGAUUACAAGGGAUUGAAGGAAACAGCCGGUGACAUGUACUCAUGGGCAAUGGAUAUUGCAGCACACGGAUAUGGAGGUGAUCCAAAGAGAAUCGUGGAUGUCAAGACAGGUGUACUUAAGACCGAUGUACCCGAGCUACCAUCCGAAAAUCUCAUCCGUGUCAGCACUGCACUCGCUGUUCAUAAUGCUCGCCGGGGGAACCUUCCCACUGCACUGGCAAUUUUCACAUCAGUGCUGAAGGCUCGUCGCAACCUACCUCCUUCGGCAGACUCCUCAUACUCAUCUUUUGGUCCACCUCCAACAAAAAACUCUUCGAAUGACCCAUUUUCUGCCCUCUUCAAAACUCUCCAGACCGUUCUCAUCCCGGUUGAAUACCCCCCUCCACCUUUGUCAGGAGACUUGCCGCCGACACGAACACCAAGUUCGGCAUGCGACGAAGCGGGUCUCAUGACGUACAUUGGCGAAAUAAUUUAUGCCUCUUCAUCUCACGAUCAAGGCCUUGGCUGGACAAGAGAUGCUGUCGAAAUUGCCGAGUCAACGGUAUUGAAUUUAAACUCAGAAGAGAAGACUGCCCGCGCGCAAUGUGCGCAAUGUCUGAAGGUCGGGUUAGCGAACUGGAAGGUAAUGGUCUCCUCGCUUGUUAAAACGGCGCAAGAGGAAGAACAAGAGAGUCUUAAACAGUCUCAGAAUUCCUGGUAUGGUGGCGAAAAACGAGCUAAAGGUAAAGCCGAGGUAUAUAGAAGGUGGAAAGCUGAGGAAGCCAUUCUUGAGGACCGAAUUCGGAGGAUAUCCCCACUCCUUGAAGCGGAAUAUGGCUUGGACAUGCCGUCUUUGAAUGGCCCUUUGUUUGCAUGA